UCGUCUCCUCCGUUGUCCCAUCGGAGCCACGCAGCUCCAGAAGGCGGCGGUAACGAGUUGUUUACCAAAAACCACAGAAGAAGAACGGAAGCAGCAGCAGCAGCAACGAACCGGAUGUAAACUCCGUGUCAUGGCUCCAUGUUGUUGGUAAAGAGCAGCUGAACAUCUUCCAUUUAUUUCUAGUUUUUUCAUCAGCGGACUCACGGCUGAACUUUGGUCCGCGUCACACGACUGAUUUCCCGUAAAACCGUCGUCUUUGUUCGUCACCAAGAAGCACAGCGACAUGGCGGCGAUGGAAACUUUUUGCCGCCAGACGGAGCUGAUACUGAAGAUGGCGGUGGAGUCGGUGACCUCCGUCCUCACUCAGAGGCCCGGGGGGCAGUGGACGGACAGCGGGGACCGCCCGGUGAAUGUGAGUGACGUCCUUCACAGCAUGUCUACAGAGGCUGUCCGCAAAAUCUGCUGCAUUUUCAAAGAGCUGUUCACGAGUUUAGAGGGAGAAACCGAGUCUCUUAGGAACCGAGUCAAACAUCUGGAAUCAGAACUGCAGACAGGAAACUGUGCAACCAAGAAGAUGCUGGGUCAGAACCAACCUAAAGCUGCUGGGGGCCUAAUGCCAGAUGGACCCGGUCCUGUAGAUGCUGCAGUUCUCACCACAACCUUUAGCUGCAAACCCCAACAUCUGCCUCACAGCCUCCAAAUCCAUCAGCAGAUGACAGCUCACAGCCAGCAGCUGCACAGACCAAGCACAGCUCAGAGAAGGAGCGGCCCAGACCUGCACGGGAACCCGGAUCAGACUGAGUUCCAGAGUCUGAAGGAGGCGUUCCUGCCUGAAGUGGUUUUAGAAACAAAUCCCAGAGAUUUAAUGCCAUUGCUUCCUGUGGUGACUGAUCAGCCCGUCGGUGAUGCCACAGGUGUGUCUGUGACGGCCAGUGAAGACCCGCACACACCUGACGAAGGUGACCGAGGUUCCACCUGCCACAUGAAGACAGAAACGGUGGUUGAGAAAAGUCCACCAGGUGCAAGUGAGGAGGAGCAGAAGGAGGCUGAGAGGAGGCGGCGCAGGGAGCUGUACAAGGAAAAGCGUUUCUUCUGUGAACUCUGUAACAAAGGCUUCCAUCAGCAGUACCAGUUAAGGAAACACACGUCCUCCCACCUCAAACCAUUUCCCUGCAGCUCCUGUGAUAAGGGCUUCUACAAAGCUAAGACCUUGCAGCGGCACCAGCUGAGCCACCGGCUGAGAGAAGCCCAGGAGAAUGACCCCGACAAGAUGCUGAGCUGCGACCAGUGCGACAGGAAGUUCCGGCUGCUGCGGCAGCUCCGGGUCCACCAGGCGACGCAUCGUCUAGAGGAGAUGCCGCUGAAGUGCCACGUAUGUGACCGCACCUUUACCUCUCCCAGCUCGCUACGCUACCACGAGGUGUCGCAUGCUGAGGUCAAGCCUUUCAUGUGCGACGUCUGCGGGAAGAGUUUCACCAGGAAGAAGAACCUCCGGGAGCACCAGACGGUUCACACGGGCGCCCGGCCCUACUCCUGCCAGACCUGUGGCAAGAGGUUCUCCACAGCCAGCAACUUGCGAGUACAUAAGAGGUCACACUCAGAGGAGCGGCCCUUCAAGUGCAGUGAGUGUGACAAGGCCUUUAAAUGUAAGAUGGGUCUGCUGCAGCACCGCGUGGUCCAUUCCGGAGAAAAACCCUUCAUGUGCCAGACGUGCGGCCUCAGUUUUGGACUCAAGUACAACUUCCAGAGACACCUGCGUCUCCACAAUGGAGAGAGGCCUUUCAGGUGUGAUAAAUGUGGGGAGGGGUUCACGGGGACCUGGGCUUUGAAGACCCACAUGUUGGUUCACGGUGUGGAGAAGCCGUUCAUGUGUGACCUGUGCGGGAAGACGUUUUUCUACAAUUGUCAGCUGCAAAAACAUCAGCAGCUGGUUCACGGCACUAGAGAUGGAGGGAAGGGUGGUGCUAAGAUGGAGGGGCUGUCGGGGCGGCGGAAGCCAAGCAGAGUCAAGCCCUUCAGUUGUAAAACCUGCCUGAAAAGCUUCAGCAGCACCUCCACACUGAGAACCCAUGAGAAGAGUCACGCUGAGAACAAAGAGUUCACCUGCGAACCGUGUGGGAAAUCCUUCCACCUGCGACACCUGUACCUGUAUCACCUGCGGCAGCACAGUGGCGACAGGCCGUUCGUCUGCAGCAUCUGUCAGAAAGGAUUCAUGUUGUCAUCGCAGCUAAAGCAGCACCAGCUGCUGCACACGGGGGUCAAACCCUACAGGUGUGAACAGUGCGGCAAAGAGUUCAGGACUCCGCAGAACUACCACCGCCACCUACUGGUGCACACCGGGGAGAAACCCUAUGAGUGCACAGUCUGCACCCGCAAAUUCAGGCAGUCCAACCAGCUCAAGUCCCACAUGCAGAUCCACACUGGCAUCAAGCUGUACAAGUGCGCCCACUGUAACCAGGGCUUCUCUGACUCCCGGCAGCUGAAGAAACACAGGUGUGGGGAUUAUGGUCCGAGCCUCCGCGACAGUGGAAGCACACGACCGAAAGACGAGAACAACUUCCACUGGACGGAUGACUUCACGCAGACUCAGCCUGUUGUGUCACCGUGAAGUGUUUAAUGAACAUCAGCACAAACUCAGGAACUUUGGUUAUAAGUUUACACUAAGUGUUGGAUCUGAGAUGUUUAGAGUUUUUUGAUUAUUAUUUUAAAUGUAAAUUGUUAGACAGUAAAUAAACACAACUUAUACUGGAGAAA
Messenger RNA from Betta splendens (Siamese fighting fish), 2754 nucleotides. RefSeq names its product zinc finger protein 345-like. NCBI's taxonomy places the organism in Eukaryota, Metazoa, Chordata, Actinopteri, Anabantiformes, Osphronemidae. The transcript is spliced from 7 exons. Bases 284 to 2608 code for a protein of 774 amino acids. Gene Ontology annotation, molecular function: RNA polymerase II cis-regulatory region sequence-specific DNA binding; DNA-binding transcription activator activity, RNA polymerase II-specific. The record is from RefSeq and is a predicted model, not a curated record. Gene Ontology annotation, biological process: regulation of transcription by RNA polymerase II. Gene Ontology annotation, cellular component: nucleus.